This is a messenger RNA of Zasmidium cellare ATCC 36951, 786 nucleotides long. RefSeq lists its product as uncharacterized. The coding region runs from base 1 to 786 and encodes 261 amino acids. Lineage: Eukaryota; Fungi; Ascomycota; Dothideomycetes; Mycosphaerellales; Mycosphaerellaceae. The transcript has 2 exons. The record is from RefSeq and is a predicted model, not a curated record.
AUGGAUAGCGCAACAGGACAGAAGCGCACUCAGACAAAAUCAGAAGAGCAGCUCGGGAUCCUCUCGCCUCUAGGCACGAGAAAGAACCGCCCCGGGAGCAUUUCAAGCCAGCUGAGUUCGCCUCUGGACGGAUGUCGCGAUGAAGAGGAAGAGAAGGCUUCGAAGGCGUUUUGGCGAGAGAAAUGGGAGAAGUGGGAGGAGCGUGCUGGGGCUGAGGCAGACGAAGGAGAGGGUCAGGGUGGAUCGAGGAAAGUUGUGGAUGGGUUGGAUUUGGGCGAGUUGAGCAUUGCGCAGGAAGAAGUCCAACCCCAACGCGGACCGCAGAGUUCUACAGUCGGAGAGCAUGAUACCCGCGCCGCUGCUUUCGAUGGCAGUUCUCACGGAGCGGCUGCCACGACGACGAACUUCCUCCAACUAACGCCCGAACGCCCAGCGCACACGAAGAACGCCUCAACGACGACGACGACUGAAGAGGAGAUCAUCGAUUCCUAUGCCGAGUCCGACGCGGUGUUGAAUAGUGCGAUCCUCUAUUCCGCGCGCGCGAAACUCUCCCUCGCUCUUGUCUUGCGCGAGAAACUCCAUGACGAGGAGAUUUCUUCUGAGCUUACUGGUAAUAUCAAGGGCAUCACGUCUGAUUUGGAGGAUAUGAGGACGGCUGUGGAGGGCGCGCGGCAGCAGGUUGAUGGGGAGAGGGCGGGGGUUGUGAGGGGGUUGUUGAGGCGGAUGAGGGUGGAGGUGAAGAGGGAGAUUUGGCGGGAGGGGAAGGCGAAGGUUAGGGGUGGGUGA